AUGGCAGCACCCAAGAAAUAUGUCAAAAUCAAUGGCGUCAUGAAGUUGAAUCCUGAAUACAAAAAGUGGAAGGAACAACAAGGUGGCGGUGCUCCGGCAACCUCUGUGGCACGGCCAUCUGUCGCGCUUCCCAUUGUGUCCAGUAUGGACGAUCACGAAAAGCUUAACGAGGCCAUGGUGGCCCAAGGUGGAAAGGAAAUUCCUCUUGCAGAAUCUACUUCAGCGACCAUUGAAAUGAUGCAAGAACCCGAAAUUUCUGUCGAGGCUGGAAUGAACCCCGAUACCAUGGUCGAUGAAUUGGGUGCCUUGUUGAACAAGUAUGAGGUUCCUAUGGGAUUGAUGAACAAGCUUAUGAUGCUCAGUGAAUAUGAAGUUUUGGAAUUUCUGAUUGACGACUCUGGAAGUAUGACAUUGACAUCCGACACUGUGGAUUUGCAAGGCCGUCCCCAAACCCGCUGGGCCGAAGCUCAAGGUCGUUUAAAGGAAAUGAUCGAGGUUUUGGCCUAUGUUCCUUUCAACCAAAUUGUCAUUGUCUUUUUGAACCGCACAGAGGUCGUGUCCUUGCAACGUAAUGGACGCGAUCCAAGGACCUUUUUGGCCGAUGCCUACCAGCAAAUCGACCGUGCCUUUACCAGAUCUCCUAGUGGAACUACCCCAGCCUUAGAGAAGAUCCAAAAGUCGCUCACCGGUAACCCCAGCAUGUCCAUUGCAAGAUGGUUUUUUGGUGACGGUGUACCAAACGGCGGCAUUAUGGCCCAAAAGGAGAUCACCCGACUUCUUGUCCAACGUCCAAACCCUGCUCAAAAUCCAAUGACUUUUAUCAGUUGUACCAAUGAGGAUGACCAGGUAGAAUGGAUGAAGGACGCUGAAGAGGUUGCACCAUAUUGUUCCGAAUCUGAUGAUUUCAGGGAUGAGGCCGCCGAAGUCCUUCGGGAUCAAGGAGCUGCUUUGCCUUAUUCCAAGGGGUUCCACUUGGUUGGAACUUUGGUUGGGGCCAUGAAUCCUGAUGAUUUGGAUGCCAUGGACGAAAGCAUCCCGUUCACCAAGGCAACUUUGGACAACUUGUUGGGAAUUCAGCACAACGAAGAAUCCUACCGCCACUACUUCAACUUGUUCGCGGAAGCCCAAAGCAACCGUAAAAUAGAAGGCCCCAGUGACAACUUGAAGAAGAGCAUGCGAUGGAACUACAAUGACUUUUUGCAGGCGCCCGUGGCCAGCCAAAUUGCUGCAGUCCAAGACUUCAAGGCCAAGUUGAAGACAAUGGGAGGAUAA
Molecule: messenger RNA, 1272 nt
Organism: Cylindrotheca closterium
Lineage: Eukaryota; Bacillariophyta; Bacillariophyceae; Bacillariales; Bacillariaceae
Source: the annotation of a GenBank genome assembly